ACUCAAAAGAGCACAAUUUCAUUACACAAUAAUUUCAACAUCAUCUAAAAUUAGGAAUCUUGAUGCCUAUAUAAACUUUCUGCUACCAAAGUUUCUGUUACCAGUUUUCGUCCGAUUCGUUUUUUUAUCCCGUGUUUAUAUAGCUCUUGUGUUUUUGUGAUUUUUCCACUAUCUAAUUGAUUCAUGACCACGUACUUCUGGGUUUUAGGAGCCGGCUGACUUCAUUCUGAUGAACUUUUAGAGAUAUUUAUGAUUUGGCUUGAUCAACAAUUUCUUCAUUGUCUCCUCCUGGAGUCAUCAAAUAUCAUCAUUAUCCAAUCUUCUUUUCCCAGAUUAUCUCUUCAAUGAUAAAGAAUGAGCCUUUUUCCUUUUCAACACAAUUAUCAAAUUAUAUGUAGAACCGGACCUUCGCAAAAAAAAAAAAAAACAACCCCAUGUCCUGUUGCUCUAAUCUCUAUUAACGAGGGUUUCCAGAGUGGCCUCACAAGUGUCCCAAACGACUUGUAGUAGCGGGAGCAGUUUUUCAAGGAGACCAACAACUGUCUCGUGGCUCCACAAUCUCUCUCUCCUCUCUCCCACUCUCUUUCUCUCUCUAAACCUUUUCAAACCCACUCCUAAAUAUGAAGUGAUCAACCCAACUGUCAUAUGGUGGUUACUAGUCUUCAACUUCUCUCCUUCACAUUUUCUCUCUUUCCCAUAUUCCUCAAAGCUUCAGCUGCAAAUGAUGCUGGUUUUCCUUGCUACCAUUUUUUGUUCUUUCACCUUCAAAACAACCCAAAAUUUAUUCCGCAACUGUAGACAUGUUCGACAUCUUAUUCGGGUGGCGAAAGGCUUCGAAGUGCAAGAGGCUGAUCAAAGAGGUGCACUGCCGGCUCAAGUUGCUGAAAAACAAGAGGCAAGCAAUUGUUAGGCAACUACGUCAAGACGUGGCGGAGCUGAUCAAACACGGUCACGAAGACAAAGCCUUCAACAGGGUUGAGCAGAUAAUCAAAGACGAAUCCGUAGUGGCAUUGUUUGAAGUGUUGGACAAUUUCUGUGAAUUCAUCCUCAUCCACCUUCCUUACAUCCGCAGACACAAGGACUGCCCAAAUGACAUAAAUGAAGCAGUUUCAAGUCUUAUUUAUGCUUCUGCUAGAUGUGGGGAUCUGCCUGAGCUUAGGGGGAUCAGGAAGCUAUUCGGAGAACGUUACGGGCAGAAAUUCACAAUGAGUGCUCUUGAACUACUCCCUGGGAAUCUUGUGAGCCGUGAGGUAAUAGAGAAACUCUCCCAAAAGUCAGUAACAGAUGAUAUGAAGCAUAUAUUGGUCAGUGAAAUAGCAAGAAAUUACUGCAUCAAACCACAGGUUUUAGCUAUUGAGUACCAUUCAGAAUGGCAACAAAAGGUGAAGGAAAUUAGUGGACAUCAAGUACUGGAUGCAGAUUAUUAUGGACGAACCAAAACAUCUAGAAUGCAAGUUUUAAAUGUCGAGGAAAUGGAAAGAGAAGCCGUAGAUGCUGAUUCUAAUGUACAUAGAACUUCUGCUAGUUCUUCAUUAGUUAUGCCACUAAUUGAAGGGAAUUUUUCUGAAGUUGGUUCUCCAAAUAUAUCAACUCCGGGCACUGAAGAAAGUCGGAGCAGUACUUCUGGUAGCACAAGUCACGCUAGAACAAGAGAUGGAGAUAUUGUGAUUUACCUUGAUGACAUAGAAGAGGUUCAGUUUUCUACAACAAGAGAUGCAGACUCCCAGGACCAAAGACUCUUCAAGUUCAAAGGUAUCGCACCGAAGAGGGAGAAUCUUGAAAGCAAUUAUGAUCUCACUUAUGUGGAAUGUUAUGAGACUUGGAGUGAGAAUUGCGAGUCAAAAAGCCCAAGGAGAUCAAGUUGGAAGGGAAGUGGGAAAAGACCGAGGAAGAGAUCGAUUUCUCAGGAAAAUCAAUGCUUUAAGGAUAAUGAAUAUCUAAAUUACUAUGGCAGAAAGCAUCUGAAAAAUCAAAGCAAUUGUGGAUUUGAUACUAAGGGAUUAAGCUGUGGCUGCAGCCUGGGAAAUCCAUGUUAUGUUUGCACCCGGAACGACGAAAAUAUUUCUUGUGAAGUUCAACCGUGGAAGCAAAAGAGAGGGAUUACAGCUAGGGUUGGAUUUCCAACUUAUGGACAUGGACAAUUGAACAGGGGAAUCGAAUGGCCUGCAGUGCGUCCAGAGCCAAUGAGGAGGAAGAGUUAUGGCAAUGAAGCUAUGAUGUAUAACGUUUUCACGUAUCCGGAUCAUCAGCAUCCCACUAUGCAAAACAUAGUGCUCAAAGGAAGAGUGGAGGAAUCGAAUUUUCGAUGCAGGCGUGCCUCAUAUAGUUCCACAUCUCCACAUGUGACUAAUUCUUGGAGUGCAAGAAAAGAGACAGUACCUCCUUAUUCCAGAGCCGUGACAAUGCCGCCCGAAAGAGCUAAGGACAAUCACAAAGAUGACUUCCGACGAUCUUAUUCCGACGCCUUCCAGUAUCCUACUCAUGUCCACCCUAAGCUGCCUGACUAUGAUGAUAUAGCAGCUAAAUUCAUGGCACUGAAGAAAGAGCGUCUGCAAAAUAAGCCUCAUUGCAACAACCAGAAAAUUUAGCUUACAACAAGGUAGUCUGUGCUAUAUAGGAUCACUAGCUUUGUAAUCUUUCAAUUCAAUUUCACAUUUCAAGUCUUUUCAGGAUGUCUUAUUUUAAAUUUCCAUGUAAUAGAGAGUACAAGGCAAUGUCUAGAACAACUUGUUCUCAUCAUUCAUUUUAGUUGGUUAUUUUAUAGCGAUAUUACUAGGUUAAGCUAAGAAGAAAGGGAAAUGUUUAAAGUUUAAACCCGGGACCAGUUUAUUUGAUAUAAAUUUUUGUUUGAUUGUUU
Messenger RNA from Malus domestica (apple), 2857 nucleotides. RefSeq lists its product as uncharacterized. Gene Ontology annotation, biological process: protein transport. NCBI's taxonomy places the organism in Eukaryota, Viridiplantae, Streptophyta, Magnoliopsida, Rosales, Rosaceae. The record is from RefSeq and is a predicted model, not a curated record.